AUGGCUCAGGUGAUGCAGCGCGCCUUCCUGGGCGCCACGGUGGCCGCCCCCAAGCGCGCCCAGGCCAAGCGCGCCGUGUGCCGCGCGGAGGAGGAGAAGGCGGAGGCCGCGCCCCCGGCGAAGGUCGACCGCUCGAAGGACACGCUGUACUUCGCUUCGGAGCAGUCCCUGUCGUACCUCGACGGCACCCUGCCGGGCGACUUCGGUUUCGACCCCCUCGGCAUGUCCGACCCCGAGGGCGCGGGCGGCUUCGUGACCCCCGAGUGGCUGGCGUACUCCGAGGUCAUCCACGGCCGCUGGGCCAUGCUCGGCGCCGCGGGCUGCAUCGCCCCCGAGAUCCUCGGCAAGGCCGGCGUGAUCCCCGCGGAGACGGGCAUCAAGUGGUUCGAGUCGGGCGUCAUUCCCCCGGCGGGCACCUACGACGACUACUGGGGCUCCCCGCUCGCCAUCUUCUGGAUCGAGGUCGUCCUCAUGCAGUUCGCUGAGCUCAAGAGGUGGCAGGACUACCGCAACCCGGGCUCGCAGGGCAAGCAGUUCUUCCUGGGCCUGGAGAAGGGCUUCAACGGGUCGGGCAACCCGGCCUACCCGGGCGGUCCGUUCUUCAACUUCAUGGGCAUGGGCAAGGACGAGAAGGCCAUGCAGACGAUGAAGCUGAAGGAGAUCAAGAACGGCCGCCUGGCCAUGCUCGCCAUGUUUGGCUUUGGCGCGCAGGCCAUCCUCACGGGCAAGGGUCCGUUCGAGAACCUCCUCGACCACCUCGCCUCGCCGACCACCGCCAACAUCCUGUCCAACUUCGGCACGCCCUUCGGCGCGUAA
This is a messenger RNA of Pedinophyceae sp. YPF-701, 816 nucleotides long. The record is from the annotation of a GenBank genome assembly. NCBI's taxonomy places the organism in Eukaryota, Viridiplantae, Chlorophyta, Pedinophyceae.